GGACUAGUCAAUACAUUUGAGUCACAUUUCAGGAAAACAUUUCCUCGGAUAUACCAAGCAGAUAAGUUAUCUUUAAAUGGCUACACUCCAAACGGAAUAUGUGUAACCAAACUUUCUCUGGGUUUUGCAUGCAGAUGGUGAGUUCGGAAAGAAUUGGGGGUAGUUUGUGGCUGUUAAUAAACUUGUUGCCCAGGACAGGGCUAAGUCUGACGGUGUCAUACAUGUGGAUAUGUUGUAGUCGUGGGGGGAGGUGGGUCUCUCUCUGUCAGUGGCGUUGGCAGGUGGUGGAGGCUCAGCUAGCGUGCCCUGCCUGGGAUCCCCUGGCACCAGUACACACAUCUGACAGGCGCUUUACUUGGCAAGACCCGCCGGUUUGAGAGCUCUUGAAAAGAAGGUAUUUUCCGAAAUGCGGCGUGCUGGAAAAAGGCUGGGCCCGGGGCGCUGUCCAAACAGGCGUUGGAGGUGGCGGGCGGUGUCUUCGCCCACUCCCUGAAGGCGCUGAGGACAGCUGGCAGUCAGACAGGCUUGAGCAACAGGGUGACACGGCAGGAAAUGGCAGCCGCGGUCCUUCCCGGCCGUGACGUCAGUACCACGUCCCCGCCUCAUUAUUCUCCAGUCAGCAUUGUAGCCCUCAACUUCCUGUCAUUUCCCGCUCCCAAAAUACCCCGCGUUGUUUACGGUCACACUCCUGUCACGGAUGUCAGGAGCGAAGGGCGAGGGGCGCUUUUAAAGCACUUAUAAACCAUAAUUAAACCGAUGCUGGCAUCCCGGGCUUUCCGCUGCCAAGAUAUAUAUUUUCCUUUUUCCCCGCAGCGCUCCGUUCUGACAUUUACAGCUGUGAAAUGGGAGCAUAGUUUCAGACUAAGUUUGGAUAAGACCGGUGUAUUUGUUCAGCUUUUAUUAUGUAUUUUUUUGGCCGGUCAUUAACGGGCUAAUUCGGCCGCGCGCUCCUCUGUCUGCCGCUCGGGCUUGCCUUGUCUGUCCGUCAGAAGGCUGUCGGGGCUCGUGCCUCCCUCCUCCGAGCUGGCUUUCCACACUUCACCCUAAACCACUAUCAGCUUCCUCCUGCUCCUCCUCCUCCCCUCCACACGCCUGCACGCUCCCUCGUGCCGACGCUGUUCGGAAACUCAAUCCUCAAUUUGAUACUGAAUUAUGCCGGACCCCGUUCCUCCUGAUUUCCUGUAAUUCUAUCCCGGCGGGUAAAAAUAUUAGCAGCGGUUCGGCGAAGAAGAAACUUUAGACACGUCGCUGCAGCUCGAAGUAGCACUGGUGCUCCUGACGUCCGCGAGCAGAGGGCGUGCGGAGUCUGAGUCUCGAAACCGCCAGGAGACCCGUCGCGGAGUUCAGUCCGUAUUUAUUUAUUUAUUUUGCGUAUUUCUUCUCGUCCGGUGGAUUUACUGGCGUGGGUGGCGGGAGCCGCAGUUGCGAUGAGGUCCGGUCUGGGAUCAGCCGCGCGGCUGAGCGCUGUGUCUGUGGGGCGGGUGCUGUCUGCCUCUCCGCGGCCGAGCGCGUUCUGGCUCCUUAAAGACGCGCGGCGUUAGGAUUUCGGGAGUCUCCGGGGGCUGCUCCGCUCAGCCCCGCUCUCACACGUCCGCAGUUCAUCUGACCUCCCCCGGCUCACAACUUCAGCGCGGCUCCUGGAGGAAUGUAGGCUGUCGCCGGGGCUCUUUUGGCAGCCCGCUAAUGACCGUAAUCACAGGACGGGGAUCCGGAGCCGGCUCCCCGCUCCCUCUCUCUCCCCUGGAUUUGGCCAUGCUUCCCUCGCCCCGCGCCCGGCCCGGGAGCUAGGGCGGAUGGCUGGGCGUCUGCGGCUGCACUUCGCCAGCCGGCGGAGCAGCACGGACCCCUUGUCUGAGACCCGCGGCCUGGGCGAGGGCACGGACCCCUUGUCUGAGACCCGCGGCCUGGGCGAGGGCACGGACCCCUUGUCUGAGACCCGCGGCCUGGGCGAGGGCACGGACCCCUUGUCUGAGACCCGCGGCCUGGGCGAGGGCACGGACCGCCCGGGGGACAGCGUGGCCCACGGCGCUGUGCGCAUGAGGACAGCCCCGGGGCAGCAGGGGCAGCUGGGGCAGCUGGGUGCACUGGCUCCUGAGGACAGCAACUUACCCAAGCGUGGCGCAGGCUGCUGCAUGACGAGCACACUACAGAUUUCUCUUCAGCCCUGCAGGCAGGGCGGGGGCCCGGGGGGCCCGGGGGGCCGGGGAGGCAGCCCCAGCGGUGGGGACGUGGCCCCGGGCCUGGACGGCGGCUCCUGUGACAGCAGCUCGGCGAGCGACGGCGGGUACUGCAGCAGCGGGAGCGUGUUCGACCCUGAGGGCCCCGAACGGGCGGGCCCCGAGCGGGCGGGCCCCGCGCCCCUCAGACGCUGCUCCUCGCUGGUCAUCUUCCCCCGCAGCCCCUGCAGCACGCCCCCCGCCUCGCCCCUCGCCCCCGAGGCCUCCUGCUUCCACACCUCCCGCCAGCUGCAGCUGCGCGCGGGAGAGCCGGCGCAGGAGGGCGAGCGGGGGGCCCCCAGGGGCCCGGCGGCCCCCGCUGCUAACGGGCCGCGGCUGUGUAGGACCGGUGGCCCCUGGGCCGAGCUCCGGGCCCCGCCCAGGGGGGGCCGCGAACGCGCAGAGCGGCACUCCAGCGUCCUGCUGCACUUUGCCCAGGCACGCCCGCCCGCCCGGGACCGCCCCGAACCCCGCCCUGAACCGCGCGUCGAACCCCACCCCGAACCCCGAUACCGCCACGUCAAGCUUUUCCGCAGCACCUCCGCGUGCCAGCCGACCGACCGGACCCAGGGGUGGCCAGACCGGGGCGGGAAACGCUCCCAUCAUGCACUGCAGCGGAGCAUCUCCCUGGAGGUGCCCCACCCGCGUGUCUCCUGCCAUUUUGGCCCCCCGCACCUGCACAUUCACGUGUCCCGCAGCCCAGCGGGGACCGUCGCUGCGAACAGCAGCCGUAAACCUGACCGUGUUCUCAGCUCCUGUGGACAGAACGCCAGGACACGGGAUGACUUCCUGGGGCAAGUGGAUGUGCCAUUGCACCACAUUCCGACAGAAAAUCCUAACAUUGAAAGGCCAUACACAUUUAAGGAUUUUCUACUUCACCCAAGAAGUCAUAAGUCCCGGGUCAAAGGUCACCUGCGGCUCAAGAUGACGUACAUGCCCAACGGCCUGGAGGAGGACGGCACGGAGCAGGGCGAGGAUUUGGACCCUGGCUGGGAGUUUCUGGAAGGACAGGACAUGUCUGGUCCCCAGCAGAAUCCCCAACCUCCUGCACUGCCAGCUGGGUGGGAGGAGAGACAGGACAAUCUGGGAAGAACCUACUACGUCAACCAUGAGACCCGGACCACACAAUGGCACAAGCCCACAGUCCAGAACAGUGAACAGGAAGCAGAACGGAGGCAGGCCAAUCAAAUGGAGGCACAGAACGCGUUCACCGCCCGGCGACAGAUCACCGACCCUGUGGAAAGCCUGCAGCGGGAUUCUUCAGAGAGCUGGGAGCUCAUCACGGACGAGAUGAACGCCAUCUGUAACGAUCUGGCUGGACUGCAGGCGUCUGAGCCUGUGCAUGUCUCCCGGCAGGCCUCUCUCACGCAGCUGCAGGGUCAGCCCAGUCGCCGGAACAGCAGCCAAAGCCAGCCAGGAGAGGAGCAUCCCACUCAGCCUGUGUUCGUCCCGACCUCGACGGGCCUGCCGCCGGGCUGGGAGGAGAAGAGGGACAGCAAGGGCAGACGCUACUUCGUCAACCACAACAGCAGGACCACCUCCUGGACCCGCCCUCUCAUCCAGACGACCUCGGAGGGCCCGCAGGCCGCGGCUGCAGCGGAGUCCCAGACUCCGGCGGUGUCCCAGACUCCGGCGGUGUCCCAGAGUGCCGCGGGGCACAGACAGUCCAGGGUGUCCCCGGCCACGUCCCCGCAGCGCUCCUCCCCCCAGCACUCCCCCAAACCCCUGCCGAAGGUCGACGGCAUGCCCACGGGAUGGGAGAUCCGCAGCGCGCCCAACGGCCGACCCUUCUUCAUCAACCACAAGACCAAAACCACAACCUGGGACGAUCCGAGGUUGAAAAUCCCAGUCAGUGUGAGAAGGCGAGCUUCGCUGGAUCCAAACGACCUUGGGCCACUCCCUCCUGGGUGGGAAGAGAGGAUUCACAGUGAUGGAAGGAUGUUCUACAUAGAUCACAACACUAAGGCCACUCAAUGGGAUGACCCCAGAUUACAGAAUUCAGCCAUAACUGGACCAGCUGUGCCUUACUCGAGAGACUACAAGCAGAAGUACGAGUACUUCAGGAAGAAGCUGAAGAAACCGGCCGACAUCCCCAACCGCUUCGAGAUGAAGCUUCAGCGCUCGGCCGUGCUGGAGGACUCCUACAGACGCAUCGUGUCCAUCAAGCGGGCCGACUUCCUGAAGGCGCGGCUGUGGAUCGAGUUCGAGGGCGAGAAGGGGCUGGACUACGGCGGCGUGGCCCGGGAGUGGUUCUUCCUCAUCUCCAAGGAGAUGUUCAACCCCUACUAUGGGCUGUUUGAGUAUUCGGCCACGGAUAAUUACACACUGCAGAUCAACCCCAACUCCGGGCUCUGCAACGAGGACCACCUGUCCUACUUCAAGUUCAUCGGGCGAGUGGCUGGCAUGGCGGUCUAUCACAGCAAGCUGCUGGAUGCGUUCUUCAUCCGGCCCUUCUACAAGAUGAUGCUUCAGAAGCUCAUCACUCUGCAGGACAUGGAGUCUGUGGACAGUGAGUACUUCAACUCCCUGAAGUGGAUUCUGGAGAAUGACCCAACAGAUCUGGACCUGAGGUUCACCAUUGAUGAGGAGCUCUUUGGACAGACUCACCAGCAUGACCUGAAGCCUGGGGGAGCGGAUAUCGUGGUCACCGACCAAAACAAGGACGAGUACAUCCACCUCGUAAUUCAGUGGAGAUUUGUGAAUCGAAUACAGAAACAAAUGACUGCUUUCAAAGAGGGCUUUUACGAGCUGAUACCUCAGGACCUCAUUAAGAUAUUUGAUGAAAACGAGCUGGAGCUGCUGAUGUGUGGCCUGGGGGACGUGGAUGUCAACGACUGGAGGGAGAACACCAAGUACAAGAACGGCUACUGCGCCAACCAGCCCGUCAUCCUGUGGUUCUGGAAGGCGGUGCUGUUGAUGGAUGCGGAGAAGCGGAUUCGUCUGCUCCAGUUCGUGACCGGCACGUCCCGCGUGCCCAUGAACGGGUUCGCUGAGCUGUACGGCUCCAAUGGUCCACAGCUGUUUACCAUUGAACAGUGGGGUACUCCUGACAAACUGCCCCGAGCCCACACCUGCUUCAACCGCUUGGACCUUCCCCCGUACGAGUCGUUCGAGGAUCUGAGGGAGAAGCUGCACAUCGCCAUCGAGAACGCGCAGGGCUUCGACGGGGUGGAUUAGGGGCGCGGGGCAGGCCGGCGAGGGUAACUGAAGAGUACACCUAUCGGUGGGCAGCGCUGGGCAGCGCUGGGCACCUGCACCCCCCCACGCAGGCAGAGCACGACAGCCCUGGAUCAGCCCAACAGAGGAAUACAGGAGGGGGGGACAGUGUCCAGAGCGCAGAGCUAUAUCACCCCUGGCUGCAUGUUCUUAACGCCCCUUUGGAGCAUGGGUUAGAUAACGGAAGAGCUCAAAUAUAUCCCUCCACUCAGGUGUUCGUUUCUCUGAUUGUCUCUUCUUUAUACGAAAGCGUUUACAGAACUGAGGCCUGGCUACAGUCCUACCGCACGGAGCUUUGUGAUUUAUCUACAAACAUAUGCAAGCGUUUCCUUUUCUAUCACUAACGCCAUGUUAUUAGUUUGACUCGGUAAUGAAAUAUUUAAAAAGCAUGAGAAAUGGAAAAACUACAUAAUGCUGUAAGGUGCUUGUGUUUGUGUAGUUCAUAAUUGUACAAUAUAUGUGCAUAUGCAUGUAUACACAUGUAUACUGAUGUGAAUGUAUCGAUGCAGAUACACAUAAAGUAUGUUUAUAAAUGUAUGCCUGUAUAUCUUUGAAUAGGUCUACUGUGGAAAGGGGUGUAUCAGAUUCAGAGGCUGACCUGGUGAAGUCCAUUUGGUCUUAUGCAGUAGAAACCUACGGUUUAUCAGUUCUAUCAAGGACAGCCAGUCUUUCAGAACGACUGGGUGAUCCGACAAAUAAUGUCCAACAGGAGUCUUACAAACUUGCAGUCUUGUAAUCAUCUUUAAUCGGCAAACAGCUUAUCCAUCUUUUCCGGUGUCUUUUUCCAACACGGGUUUACAGUCCUGUCCUGUCAUACGCUGCUCUCUCAUUAGGGAAAACUGUAUUGCCUGCUCUCUGAAAUGGGCCUAGCUCUGCGGGUACUUAGGUCGCUGGUUAUUUUACAUCUGUGUGUGCCCUGAGAAAUGAACGGGAGAACAUGCCUUUUUCCGAUUGAAGUCGCCUUUUUUCUUUUUUUUGGGGGGGGGGGGAGGGUAAUUUUUGAUGGCCGCAGUUAUUAAAGAUGAUGACCCCUCAGCAAAGAUUCCCGUGUCUUAGGUUGCAGGACAGUACCCUUUGUGCACUAAAUGUGAACUAAUUUUGGUUCUGGCAGUGGAAAUACAUUGCACGAAGAGUAGAAUAGCUACAGAGGUCACAUAGAACUUUUAAUCAGUGUUUCCUAUUCCUGUUUACUUAGUUGUAGUCCUUAAUUGUUCCCUUUUGGUGGAGCAGUUAAUUGAAUGUGUCGGCCUUUUCCUCCACUGCUAUGUCAUCUUUCACUUCGGGAGAGCGUAGGCGACCACUGCUACGUCAUCUUUCGAUUCGGGAGAGCGUAGGCGACCACUGCUACGUCAUCUUUCGAUUCGGGAGAGCGUAGGCGACCACUGCUACGUCAUCUUUCGAUUCGGGAGAGCGUAGGCGACCACUGCUACGUCAUCUUUCGAUUCGGGAGAGCGUAGGCGACCACUGCUACGUCAUCUUUCGAUUCGGGAGAGCGUAGGCUAGCACACCUCUCCUCAGACGUUGUGCUGCCAACCAGUCUGCGCGGUUUCAUUGUCAUGGUGAUGAGCCAGGGACUACCCUGCAGACUGGAACCCUUCCUAUCUGGUGAUGCUGGCCUGCAGCGCUGCUGGUCUCAGCUGGCCCAGGCAGAGUUGCCAUUUGAUACCAGGUCAAAGUGACGCACCACGCCAAGAAACAGUGCUUAUGCAAAACAAGCCCCAACUAGCCUGUGUCUUCUUGUCAUAACUAAAAUAAUGUUGUGAUGUGCGCAAAGUUUACAUGAAUUUCAGAUGUAGAUAAAAUAUAAAAACCAGCCAAAUGGUAGUGAGAUCUUCCCCAUUUAAGUUUCAGUACUUAUUCGUUGUGUAGGUUCAUUAAAAUCAGGUUUUGAAUAGUUGUCUAAAAAGGGAGGCUCUCUCCCUCUUCUGUUUGUAGUUCACUAGUUGUCACUGAAAUAUAACUAUUGAGUUUUUUUCUUUUGUAUUGCUUAGUUUUCUGGAUUUUGAUGUCUAUCACUUUAAUUGAACAUAUGUUUACACUGUCUGGUGUUUAAAUCCUUGAUUUUAUUUUCUACUGUCUUGUAUGUUAAAAGUUUUGACUUUUUUACUUGUGCUGUUAAAGAAAGAAGCACGUUUGCUAUGACUUGUAGUUUUAAAAUGUUUUAUCAUAUGAAUGUUUUCAUAUUUCAAUAGUGAAGGAUUGUUUUUACUUUAGAAUUCUCAGCUCUUAAUUGAAAUUUUGACUAUAAAAUGUUUACAUGUAAACAUUGCUGAAAAUAAGCAAAUACUUUCUUUUUACAUGUAAUUUACAAGACUGUUAAAUUACAAUGCCUUUAUUUGUAUCAUAAAUUGUACUAUACAGUAUUUUGAUUAUCAGAAUUAUAAUGUAUUGAAAUAUAUUCUUAUCCCUGGGGAAUAUAGUUUAAUGCCCUAGAGUUCAAUAUAUUUAAUAUUUCAGACAAAAUUAAGAAAAAUGUAUAUAUCAUAAAUAUGUUGAAUACAUAUUAUUCUAAUAAGAAAUGUAUUUUGUAUUAAUUGAAUACGUUACUGUACAGUAAUAUUUCAUCAACAUGUUAACAUAGAUUUUAACAUCAAAAUUGCAUGCCCAUGUAAAUGGUGGCAUAUUUUGAAAAGUAAAUAAACAAAAUGUGACUUCCA
This is a messenger RNA of Conger conger (European conger), 8089 nucleotides long. Its product is annotated as E3 ubiquitin-protein ligase NEDD4-like. Bases 1794 to 5393 code for a protein of 1199 amino acids. Gene Ontology annotation, biological process: regulation of dendrite morphogenesis; neuromuscular junction development; receptor internalization. The record is from RefSeq and is a predicted model, not a curated record. The transcript is spliced from 25 exons. NCBI's taxonomy places the organism in Eukaryota, Metazoa, Chordata, Actinopteri, Anguilliformes, Congridae. Gene Ontology annotation, molecular function: sodium channel inhibitor activity; ubiquitin protein ligase activity; protein binding.